Molecule: messenger RNA, 3694 nt
Organism: Colletes gigas
Lineage: Eukaryota; Metazoa; Arthropoda; Insecta; Hymenoptera; Colletidae
Exons: 4
Coding region: 215-3694 (1159 amino acids)
Biological process (GO): DNA repair; telomere maintenance
Molecular function (GO): DNA helicase activity; nucleic acid binding
Source: RefSeq, a predicted model, not a curated record
UUUUCAGUCUAUUUCUAUGACUGAAAAUCAUACAAAACAUUCAUUGAAAUCGGAUACAACAUUGGUGAUAUCAGCAAAUGUUUUUUUUGUGUAUGUGUUGCAUUGUUGGUUGACUAUUGGGAUUUGUCUGUAAGAAGUGGUACGUUUCUAUUGUUGUUUCAUUGUUUUCAAAUUUUCUAUUCGUGAUUUCAUUGUAUUGCAGUUGUUCUUCAUAAUGCCACCAACGAGAAGAUCUCAUUUAGGCCGACGUUCAGCUGGUGCACGAGCAGUGUCGACUCAUCGUGCGAAUAUGAGUCAAGAAGAUAGAAACAUUGCGCAACAACGAAGAAAUGCAAACCACGUCCAAAUUCGUGCGCAACAAACAGAAGAACAACAGCAGGCUGUAAUCGAUUCGCGUAGAUUGGCACAACAAAGUCGUCGAGUAAAUCAAUGUGAAAAUUUUUUGGUGCAAAGUCGACGAAUAAAUACUGAAAAUAGACAGCAAAGAAGAAGUGCUGGCAAUGCCAAUUUGCUUCGAGUAGCAUUCCGAUAUGAUUGUGCAUUCAAUUAUCGAUCUCUUCCUGUCGUUCAAAUUGGAUCAAUGGUUGUAGUAUGUCCACAUUGCAACGCAUUGAAAUUUCCAGGAGAAACACCUGGAUUGUGUUGCCUUAGUGGAAAAGUUAAAUUGCCAACAUUGCCAUCGCCACAGGAACCAUUGCGAUCGUAUCUAGAAGGCGUAACAGCAGAAUCAAAGCAAUUUCUUGCAAAUGUUCAAAACUAUAAUGGGUGCUUUCAAAUGACUUCUUUCGCUGCAUCAAUUAUCAAUGAAAGCGGAUAUAAUCCGUCGUUCAAGGUAAUUCCUGCUCGAAAGAGUACUCUUCCGUUUCCUUUGAAUGAUCGCAUUUUAUUAAUUUUGAAUUCGUCUCUUGGUAACCAGAUUCAAGGGCAGGUGCAUCAUCGUGCUGGGUCGUUAUUGCCGCUUCCUAAUGGCGAAUAUAAUUUCUUGCAAAUCUAUUUCAUUGGGAACGAGAGCGAUCAAAUAAACCGUCGUAGUGCAUUGUACAAUAGAACGAAAGAAGACAUCAUCAGAGAAUUGCAACGAAUGCUUCAUGACCAUAAUGAAUUGAUUGGAUUAUUUAAGAAUGCGUUAGACAGAAUGCUAACAGAUGAUCAUCAAAUCGUGAUUAAAGCGGAUAAAAGGCCUAACUUAGCGCACGAACGUCAAUACAAUGCACCGACAAUUGAUGAGGUUGCCAUUAUUGUAGUCGGUGAGCAAGUGGUAUCACGGGAUAUUGUACUGACGCGCCGAAACAAUGGACAAUUACAACGUAUUAGUGAGACACAUCGGUCGUAUGAUGCACUUCAGUAUCCGCUCAUGUUUUGGACAGGUGAUGACGGCUACCACUUUAACAUCAAAAUGUUAAAUCCAGUUACUGGUGAAGAAACAACGAAGAAAGUAAGUUCGAUGAACUACUAUGCAUACCGUUUAAUGAUUCGUCAAAAUGAGGAUAACUAUCUGUUGCGAUUUCGGCGAUUGCUUCAACAAUUCUGCGUGGAUAUGUAUGUCAAAAUCGAGACUGAACGGCUCAGUUACAUUCGUUUAAAUCAAGCGAAAUUGCGUUCAGAAGAGUACAUUCAUUUGCGGGAUGCAAUAAGAACUGAAGGUGAUGCGAGGAAUCUCGGUCGACUAACAAUCUUACCGGCAACGUAUGUUGGCAGUCCACGCCACAUGCACGAGUAUGCUCAAGAUGCGAUGGCGUUUGUUCGACAGUACGGUCGUCCUGAUUUAUUUGUCACCUUCACUUGCAACUCAAGAUGGAUUGAUAUUCAGUGCAAUUUAAUUCCCGGCCAAACAUCGAGUGAUCGACAUGAUAUCACUGCACGUGUGUUCAGACAGAAGCUGAAGGUUCUAAUGGGUUUCAUUACUAAACAACGUGUAUUUGGUGAUGUUCGAUGCUGGAUGUAUUCUGUUGAAUGGCAGAAGAGAGGUCUGCCGCACGCGCAUAUUCUACUUUGGUUCGUUGAAAAGAUUCGACCAGACGAAAUCGAUGCUGUCAUUUGCGCAGAGAUACCGGAUCCAGAAAUUGAUCAAGAAUUGUAUGAUAUAGUCAUCAAGAAUAUGAUUCACGGACCGUGUGGCAACAAUAACAUGGAUUCACCGUGCAUGGCUAACGGCAAGUGUUCUAAACGCUACCCACGUCCUCUCACUGCGGAAACUAUUACCGGCGACGACGGAUAUCCACUUUAUCGACGUCGUUCACCUGAUGAUAAUGGCAGAACAGUUACAUUGAAAGUGAAACAAAAUGAUGUUGUGGUUGAUAACAGUUGGAUUGUUCCAUAUUCACCACUACUUUGCAAAACAUUUGAUGCGCAUAUCAAUGUGGAGGACUGUAAUUCGAUUAAAGCAAUCAAAUACGUUUGCAAGUAUAUUACAAAAGGUAGUGAUAUGGCUGCGUUUGGUGUUCCGGAUCCAAAUGCCGAUGAUGAAGUAACGCGGUAUCAAAUUGGAAGAUAUGUUAGUUGCAAUGAGGCUCUUUGGCGAAUUUUUUCAUUUCCAAUUCACGACCGUCAUCCAACUGUAGUUCAUUUGGCGGUGCAUCUGGAGAAUGGUCAACGUGUUUAUUUCACUGAACACACUGCCAUUCAACGUGCUGAAAGACCACCAGCUACAACAUUGACCAGUUUCUUUUCAACAUGUGAGAGUGAUCCAUUCGCACGAACAUUGCUCUACUCUCAGAUGCCGCGUUAUUACACUUGGAAUGCUUCAUCGAAAAAGUUUCAACGGCGAAAGCAAGGCGAGCGAGUUCCGGAUAAUCCAGAUGUAUUCUCAACAGAUGCCAUCGGUCGAAUAGCUGCUACGUUGUUGGAAGGAGGCCGGACAGCACAUUCAGCGCUGAAAUUGCCGUUGAAUCUCCAAGUGGUUGAAGAACCCACAUGCAACAUUAGUAGAAAUUCCGCUAUGGGAAAAGUGUUGCAAUGUUGUAAAAUCAUCAUUUGGGAUGAAUGCACAAUGGUGCAUAAACGUGCAUUGGAAGCAGUUAAUCGGACCAUGAAGGAUUUACGCAAUAAUUCAAGACGUUUUGGAGGCGCUAUGAUUCUAUUGUCUGGUGAUUUCCGUCAAACGUUACCUGUCAUUCCAAAAUCAACUGCUGCUGAUGCAGUUAACGCUUCCUUGAAGUCAUCGUCUUUGUGGCGCUUUGUGAAGAAACUUAAAUUGAAUACGAAUAUGCGAGUUUCAUUACAAAACGAUCCUACAGCUGAUGUGUUCUCCAAACAACUGAUAGCCAUCGGAGGCCAAGAGUAUUUGGAAUUCCUGAGGACACAAUUGCCUACUCUAUUAGAAGACGUACCGCUGAUUGUGCGAAGAGACAUGUGGUACAUGCAAGACGGUGCACCAGCACAUUACGCCAUAUCAGUACGCCAAUAUUUAAAUGAAUACUUCGGCAAUAGAUGGAUUGGACGAGGAGGACCGAACGCUUGGCCUGCUCGGUCUCCAGAUUUUAAUCCCCUUGACUUCUUCUACUGGGGACACAUGAAGAAUUUGGUCUAUUCAACGCCCGUGGCCACGAGGGACGAAUUAGAACAACGAAUCCAGUUUACAUCGGGGAUAGUGCAGAAUAUGAUGGGUGACUUCCGACAAGUACGCGAAAACUUUCGCAGACGAAUGCAACUGUGCCUUCAGGAAAAUGGUGGUCACGUUGAACAUCUCCUGUAA